AUGGCGAUCACAAUUCCUUCUUUACCGCUGCAACACCGCGACUUUGUGCAUCAUGUUCAAUCGCAUCCAGACACUUCCGUCGGAGAAUUGGUGAAACCUUUCAACGAUUUUGAUGCCUUUGCAAGAAAGAUUUUUGCGCAGAGCUCUUCGGAAAUAUCGGCCAAAGUCGGCUGUGUCAACGUUGUCCCUUUAUACAACGAGACAACUAAAGAUGCUGACAUUCGAGUUCGAGCAAGAGAUAUGACCACCGAGAGUCCUGAGCAAAAGGAAAAGUACCUGCUUCCUCUUCCCUCUAGCAAGCGUAGAGCAAAUGGUUCUCCUGCUGUGGUGCCUACUCUCGAGGAGUUUCAGAAUAACUUUGCUCUCUUCACGGAAGGUGCUUUGAGCGACAUGGAUUGGAGCAAUGUCGUAGUGGCUGGAUCUGCGGUUGUUACAUCUUUACUUCCCGUGCCGGAGAAGUACAGAAACUCCAAGCGUGGACUGCGCCAGUACUACCACGAAGAGUUUGCUCCAGCCUCAGAUGUUGAUCUAUUCCUCUACGGGCUGAACGAGGAACAGGCGAUUGAAAAGAUCAAGCAGAUUGAGGACAAAAUCCGAAACACAAUUCUCUACGAGACGACGACAAUUCGCACAAAAAACGCCAUCACCAUUGCCUCCCAGUAUCCCACCAGACAUGUACAGAUUGUCCUCCGUGUGUACAGUUCUGUGUCUGAGAUCUUGACGGGUUUCGAUGUCGAUUGUUCUUGUGUGGCCUACGAUGGUCAACAGGUCUUUGCGUCUCCUCGAGCUAUUGCCGCUUUCAUCACCCAGACCAAUCAGAUUGACCUGACGCGUCGUUCACCAUCGUAUGAAAGCCGUCUUUCCAAGUACUCUCACAGGGGGUUCGAAGUGUUUUGGCCGCUACUCGACCGCUCCAAAGUCGAUCCGACCAUCUUUGAAAGAAAUUUCAACAGGACAGAGGGUCUAGCAAGACUUCUUAUUCUUGAGAAGCUACCAAGGCCAGAAGAUCGAGACAACUACCUGACCAAGAGACGCGAAGAGCGAGGGCGACCUCCAUUGAGUCUCUACCUCCGCCGCCGCCAAGGGCGAGAGCUGCGCGGAAACAUCAAAGACGACUGGGAGGAUGAAGUUCCAGACUGGCAGGAAAACGAUCAAAUAUCGGAUUAUCAUACUUUCACAAUUCCAUACGGAAGAAGAUUCAACGCACGCAAGAUCGAAAAGCUGCUUUACACGAAAGAUCUCUUGUUGAACGCGGAGUGGAAUCAGGAUCGUGAUGUCUACCUCCAUCGUCACCCUGCCUUUUUCGGUGAUGUGGAGGACAUCAUCGGCGAUUGCUGUGGUGCUUGUCCACCGGCAGUCACUGAAGAAGAGCUUAAGAUUGCCGAGGAGGAGAGCAAGAAAUAUGUCUCUGGCGGCAUCAGCUUCAUCAAAGACAACCCUGGCCGGCAAGAGAUCGGUAGUUUCAAUCCAAUCACUGACACCGAUUGGACAGCGAUGGCAUACAUUGGAAGCACAGAGAUGCUUUGCCAGGCCAUCGUCUCGCAUGAUCUAGCAGCCGUGCAGUCAGUGCUGGAUGAAGGUUUGGAUCCGAAUCGCCGGGAUUAUACCGGUCGCACUCCGCUGCAACUGGCUUGCAUGUCCUCCACGCCUGAAAUCGUCCAGUGCCUCGUAGAUCAUGAUGCCCGCCUGAUCUCAAGAAUGGCGGACGGUCAAACAGCAUUGCACCUCGCCGCUGCUCGAGGCGCAUCCGAGAUUGUCAGCAUCUUACUGACGCGAAGCCUCAAGAAUCAGGAGUCCGAGGAUGAUACCAAAGAGAACAAAUCUGCUCGAGAGAAAGGUCAACGCGGGCGCGGGGGCAAGAACGAAGUCAAAGACGGCGACGAAGAUGAAGAUGAUAAUGACGGCGGGAAUGAGCAAGCCACCAGCGACGCUUCGCAUACAUCUGCCUCUUACGUCAAAGUGGACGUGGACAAGAAAGAGGACACUGGUGUCACUCACGACACCAUUGACGAGAAUGAUGCGGAGCCUGAUAUCUACGAUAUCAAUGUUACUGCAUGGGACAAUCUCGCAUCGCCUCUGCAUCUCGCAAUUCUUCAUGGCCACGUCGAAACAGUCGAAACGCUCGUCGCAACAUUUGGAGCCGAUGUUCUGAUGCCGAUCAAGAUACGCGAUGACUACAGCCAGCAGGCAAAAGCUGCAAUUCUGACCUUGGUUUUGGCCCUUGCCCUCCCUCUGCAAAAAGCGAAAGAGAUGUCGCUGGCUCUUCUCAAGCUCGGCGCCUCUCCAGCUCAAGGUGACAUCAAUCGUUUCACGUCUGUUGACUUCAUCGCGCAAACCGACUAUCUCGAGCUCAUUGAUUUGUAUCUUGAGCAUGAUCGCCCAGCAGUGCAGCGAGCAAUCAAUCAUAUUGUUGUUCAGGUGCAAUCAUGGUACGGAUCAAAAGCAGAAGUCUGUUCCCCACUGGUGAACGCCUUGUGUGCCAAAAACGCGAAAGGUGCCACGAAGCUCUUGGGACUAGGGGCAAAGACAUCCUUCAGCCUCCAUGACUACCUGGACGCAAUGAAGUCGCAGAGCAAGGCUGACAACUACAUGGGUGAUGAGCAGAGGCUGGUGCAAAUGAAAAUCAAGCAGCCUCUCAUUCACGCUAUCGAGCGCGAGUUACCGCUUGUCGCCAUCGAGCUGCUCAGUCGUGGAGUGGAUUUCAAUUGUGAAUUUGAAGAAAGCUACAAUGUAUACUGGACUGCGCUGGACGCUACAGUGCACCGCUUGACCGAAUUGAAGAGAGAAUUGGAGCCAGUCAUUAACCGCCGAACACUAUAUGGCGUCCCCGAUCCCGUCUUCUUCGAGAAGCCUGAGCAGGAAUAUCUCACAGGCCUUGGACCGGACACCUACAAGCUUUUCGGUGCGAAAGGCUUGAUCAGCAAGACGAAGACGGACAACGAAAGAUACGAGAAGGAAAACGAACGUCUUGACGCUGACGAGGCCCGAUUGGAGGAAGGAGCAGCAAAGAAGCGAAAGGUCACAGAAUCACUAAUUCGGAAUUUCGAACUCCUCAAGACCGAUUUGCUAUCCCGGGGAGCAAAAACCUGGGCUGAACUUCAUCCCGGAGAAGGCUCGAACUCCAGACAAACCUUCAGACAAAACACGCGGCAAUUCAAUAAAAAGCCCGCAAAGCCUUUCGAGCUCAAAUUGUUCGGCGCGGUUUUUGCGUUGGACGACAUCACAUACGAGGGACAUGUGCAAAUGUUUGAGGCUGCGUGGAGAGGAGAUCUCGACACUAUCAAGUCGCUCACGCUACAUAUGUGGGGACCAAAUGCGGAUCAAAAGCCCUUGAUGAUUUCCCGAGCUGAUGUCACAGGAUUGUCUUGUCUUCAAAUCGCGGUCAUGCGCGGUCAUCUUGCCGUGGCGAAGGGAAUCUUGAAAAUUCUUCGAGUGCAGCACAAAGUGAAGGAAUCUGAAACCCGAAAGCGGUUCGAAAUUGACUCGGACACGGACGCCGACUCAUCUGACGACGAAGAUCUCAGAAUCACGAGCCACGUCGUGGAUGAUCGAUUCACCCACGAGAAUAUUGGAGAGGUUGCAAGCAGUGUUGAGAGCGACGUGUCACCGCGACAGGCACUGCAGGCAUAUUUCCCAGUCGAAGCUUUCGCGGAAGAGCUUAUCGAGAAAGAGAAGUUUUCUUAUGUUGGGAUGAACACGUGGAGUGGCUACACCAUGAAAGUUGGUACACUCAUCCAAUAUGCCAUCUACAAGAACGACCUCGGCUUGCUCGAGUGGCUCCUCAACGCUGGACAUGAGUGUGCGAGCGCCGAUCACUCCGAUAAAAACCCCUUCACACUCGCGCAGCAGGAUCUGCAACUUGCGAUCAUUUUGGGUCAUACAGAGUGUCUGGGAUUGAUGAUUCGAAGCACUGCUGUCGGGCUUCCUCUGGCGAACAUUAGCAGUAAAUCUGGAAUUGCCGCUCCUGAACGAUACUACCAAGGUCUGUCGAUUCGCGGACAAAAGCGCAAGGACUGGGCGAGUGCUGGUCGGCCUGACAGUGUGCCGCAGAGGAGUGGCUUCGAUGAGGGUGGCCGCUCGCCAGUCCUCAUAUCUGCCACAUUGGGUAAAUUGGCCAGUACAGAGUGGUUCUUGGGCACCGCUCCUGGGCGCUACUACCUUGAGUAUGUGAAUCAGCACACUGAAGACGAAGCUGUUCAGAGAUUGUGCCAAUCUCAGCUGGGUCUCGAAGCUUCUGUUAUGCAAUGGCUGCAGACUCGAAAUGAGUUGAUCCUCCAUUGCGCUGUUCUUUCCCACCCAUGUGAAGAGUCAGAGAAGCUGGUGCAGUUCCUGGUAGAUCAGCACCCAGAGUGUCUUGAAGCUCGCUCGUCCGAGGGACAUACGCCUCUGGCCCUUGCAUUCUCCUUGCAGCGAAUAAGCUUCGCUCGCAUCUUGAUCAAAGCUGGGGCCAAUUUGGCGGUUCGGGAUAAAGAGGGUUGCAACCUUCUUCAUCUCAUUCUCUGUUCGCCUCGAUUGGGCACAUGGCCCAAGCUAGCUCAAGCUUCGGCGCUAAUCGAGAUGAUUGACAAGGAGCAACUCUCUGCCAUGUUGAUGCAGCGCGCCGGAGAAGGAUCCAGAACACCUUUUGCGAACUGGGUUCACAAGUGUCAGGCCCUCAGUCCCUUGGAGCCCCAACCCAAUGAUUCCAACGAGCCCACAAGCUGGGAUGUUGCGCGCCAGAUCACCCAUCUCAUCCUUGAUCUCGGUCAAUCAUCAAACUACAAAUUCCUCGAGCUUCUCGACGGUGCCGGAAACACAAUUGCCCAUGACUGUGUCAAGCGAUGCUUCCCCCAAAUUCUCGACUGCAUCCUCGACCGACGGCCCGAUCUCCUCUAUCGUGAGAAUGCUACUGGAGCCACGGCUCUCGAAAUGGCUGUCGCCGCUUGGCUGAACGAAACCACUCGCAACCCGCCUGAAAUUGCUUCUCCGGGAACUCGUCGGAACCAUCACUUCCAUCAGACCCCAAACUACAAGUUCAAGAGUAACUCCGCCGUUGAGAGUGAGAAGACGCGGUCACAGAUCAUGAUCGAGGCUUGUCAAAAGCGGGCUACGAUGAACCCUGCCAAGAGACGCCUUGUCACCCUCUACGAAGCGAAUGAAGUGACCAAGCGACUGGCGGCGAUGGACAGGAGCCGUGAGAAACGCGAGGAACGCGCAGAUCAUUCGGGACGCGGCUACCGCACCUCACGAUUUGGGCGUCGAUAUGGUCGUUAUGAUCGUUAUCAUGAGGAGGCGGUACAGGAUAUGGACGAGGUCACUCUGUGGGGUGAAUGGGCUGCGCAGUGGAGGUAA
Molecule: messenger RNA, 5331 nt
Organism: Penicillium diatomitis
Lineage: Eukaryota; Fungi; Ascomycota; Eurotiomycetes; Eurotiales; Aspergillaceae
Exons: 6
Coding region: 1-5331 (1776 amino acids)
Molecular function (GO): protein binding
Source: RefSeq, a predicted model, not a curated record